Messenger RNA from Closterium sp. Naga37s-1, 1113 nucleotides. The record is from the annotation of a GenBank genome assembly. NCBI's taxonomy places the organism in Eukaryota, Viridiplantae, Streptophyta, Zygnematophyceae, Desmidiales, Closteriaceae.
AUGGCAGCAGCCGCUUCAGUCUGCUUCAGUAACAGCAGCAGCGGCGGUGGCGGCGGAGGCGGCGGAGGCGGCGAACACAAGGAGAAAGACACGUGGACCUCUCGUCGCAGCGCGUUCAGGCUACCAUUUCUGAGCGCGAUUCCCGACUCGCCCCUUGACCCCUCCUCCCUUCUCUCCUCCCCCGCCGUCACCUCCCCCUCCGCCUCUACCGCCGCCACUGCCGCCGCCGGUGCCGCUGAGGUCAUAGCGGAGAGCCUUUCAUCCGCGUCCUUCAUUCGUCGGCGCGCGCAUCAAGAGGCUUUCGCGCAUGGGGCGGGACAAGAUAUUGGUGGUUAUAACGCGCGGGAGAAGGCUGAUAGUGGCGGCGGUGACUAUAACGCGCGGCAGAAGCAUCUUGACGCGUACACAGCGGACGACGACGAGGCGACUGUGCGACGUCGCCUGGCCGCCGAGGGGCUGGAGUUGCGCGACCUGGUGCCACGUGGACGAAUGAGCGCGUGGCACGUGGCCAUCGUGUUCGUCUAUCACAUGCUGCCGUACACGCCCCUCCCCUGCACGCUCGCCAUGCUUGCUUGCUUCUAUGGGUACAGGGCGUACGGUUGGCAGGGCGCAGUGGCAGUGGUGCUGCUGCUCCUCUUCCUCCGCCUCAUCCCGCUCUAUUACAACUCCGCCUGGCGCAGGAAACUCACUUUUCUCUAUGAGGCAAUGGCUCACUACAUGACACGUGUGCGAGUCAUCGUGCCAGCUCAGCAGGUGCCACGUGGCGGGUACCUGUUCACGGCACACCCGCACGGGCGCAUGUUCUACAGCAGCAGCAUGCUCACGCAGACCGCGCACCUCUGGAAAGACACCUUCUGUCCCCACGGUGAGUGGUGUUUACUCCCGCCUGCCACACAUGCUGGUGCGCCUUGUGUGGCCUUGCGACGCAUUGGCGAGCUGUUCGGAGCGGCCAACAGCACCUUCUUUGAGGUGCCAGUCAUCCGCUCCAUGCUGUGCCUGGCUGGAACAAUCCCAUCCCUCACCUUCCCCCCCACCUUAUUGCUCUUUCCUCCCACACUCCCUCCUCUCCCCACCAGGCGAGCUGUUCGGGGCGGCCAACAGCACCUUCUUUGA